ACCUGGCGUUAGCUCCAUUUCCUUCUGUUAUUUUGUAUUCGACAGUUGGAAAUUACUAUCAUUUUCGAGGGAAUGUGCCAUCGCUGAUCUGACAACUGCCUAAGCGCUGUGCGAGCGGUUGACAUGUUUUGUCUUUUUUGCCAGGAAGGUUGGCACAGCGCGGUAGAAGUUGCAGUUAAAUUCCGAUCCCGUUAGGCUCCACCCCGCAUUUGCGUUGAUGCAUCAUUACAACCCAUUCCAAGCGUAGAAAAGAGCGUUUUCAAGUUACAGCCGGUCAUAGCAAGCUUUUCGGAAGGGGGUGUGUGAAAUUGUUGAAUCCUGGUGAAGGUUGUAAGAAACAGAAAACGAAAAUGACGACACCGCUGCCCAAAACUCGUCUGGGGAAGCGUUCGCCUAUGGGGGCGCUGGUGAUUGCCCCCUGCCACAUGACGGAGCUAUUGGCCAUGUCCACUGCUCCGCCCCACAUCACGCCCGAGCCCCGCCCAGUCUCCUGCUGCAUCGAUGUGCCCAAGAGCUACAGGAGCCCGGAGUCGGUGGACAUGGAUGAGAUGAUGGCUGCCAUGGUCCUGACCAGCCUGUCCUGCAGCCCGAUAGUCCAGAGCCCCCCUCAACGGGACCCCGCAACAGCGCCCGCUUGUAGGAUGGAGUGCAGUGGCGGAGAGCUGUCGGACAGCGGGAGCAGCGGCUACUGGAGCUGGGACCGUGGCAGUGGGAGCCCCGUCCCGUCCCCGCCCAUCGCCGAGACUGACAGCCUCCUGGCCCCUCCCCCCGACGAAGGCCUGGACAUGGAGAUGGAGCAGGUUCUGUUCGACGAGCCGGCACCACGGAAACGCAAGAACUCAGUGAAGGUGGCUUACAGGUGUCUGUGGCCGAAUUGUGGAAAGAUUCUGACGUCUGUGGUGGGGAUCAAGCGACACAUCCGUACCUUACACCUGGGACACAGCAGUGAGCCAGAGCAGUCUCGGAGGGAAGAGGAUUUCUACUACACUGAGAUCCUCCUGGAGAUGGACCCAACUGCUCCGCCCGCUGCACUGCCAGCCGUGCCUUCAGCUGCUCUUCCCGCCAACCCCGGCGCCCGCUGGACCUCCUGCACCUCCCCGCCCAGCCCCGCCCAGCAGGCCGCAGCGGGCCCUGGGCCUCGCACACCCGAGCCAGCUGCCCCUGGGGUCCUGCAGCCCAGCCUGCUCAGCCAGUCCGCCCCCAGCUGCUUCUGGCAGGUCCGCUCUGAACACUCCUACCAGGCGUGCCCCCCUGUCCAGGUGUUAGCGUCCCCGGUCUCCUGCCCAUGGACCCCACCUGCUGCCGUCCUGAACACCGCACAGGUGGCCCCGUUCCGUAGUCGCUCCAUCAGUGUGGGUGAGCAGUGGCUCCAGCAGCAGAACACCCCCAGCAGGCACCACCCUGCUGCCGCAUCCCCGCCCCGAAGCCACUGCGCCUCCAGGAGGGCCAGAGGCGAGGCAAAGAAGUGCCGGAAGGUGUACGGCAUCGAACACCGGGACCAGUGGUGCACAGCCUGCCGCUGGAAGAAAGCCUGCCAGCGAUUUUUGGACUGAACCAUGUGUGGAGGGAGGGAGAGACAGAGGAGAAGAAGCCCACCUCUUUAAUAAAGACUGAAUCUUGGUACGACCACGUGAACACCAUGGUUUUUUUUGUAACUUUUCUAACUUUUUUCCUUUUUUUACUAAGGUGAUUCAUGUUUUGAUGUCUGUUCUCCUAGAGAACUGUUUUUUACUGAGCAUACAGUGGGGGGUGGGUGGAGCAUAGUUUGGCUACAAGUCUAUAUGUGCCUGCUCCCUUUGGCUCACAGAAAUGCUACAGUCUUCCUGCCUUGUGGGGGAAAAGAGGCGUGUUCCACUUAAACUCAGCAAGCCACACCCAGGUCCCAUCGCCUGCAUUACGUGGUUGGCCCCACCUAGCAGGGGUUGCAACUGACAGCAGGCUCAGUCGUAGUCAUGACGUUGGAUAGUGUUGCCCCAGCAACCUACGCCAGUACAUCCAACUCUGACCUCUGACGGCUGUGUGGGUGUCUUUUGGCUGUGCCGUCCGUAAACGAGUAGCAAGGCUUUCAAAUUCUCGGCAGCUGACAGUUAGCUGGAGACUGUGGGGUCCGCAGGGUCUGGACAGGCCUAGGAAUGUACAAAGAAAACAAUGGACUUACAUGGCGAGAACAUACACGGUGAUCUGGUGGUCACGGUUACCUGCACUCUUGACAUGUCAGAGAGAGAGGCUACAGGAACCCCAAAAUGGGUGGAGCCAUCUGUACCAACGGGUCACUUAUUUGUACAAAUCAGUGUUUCCCUGGGCAACAAAGCCACUUUAUUGGUACAGUAGCCCCACCCAUCGUGUUAUUUGUGAAAUCUCACUUUUUCUGCAGCUCAAAUGGUGCUCACUCUGACUGAGCUUCUGUGUGUAAGCCAUUUAUACCUAGAGAUGUGGAAUUUUUACUAAAUUGGUAUUGAGAAAAAAAAGAUGUUUGUACUUUGUGAGCAAUUUAUAGGCUCAUUUAUUUGUAUUGUUUGUUACAUGUUUUAGGCAGCGUAUUUUUUACCAUGAAAAAACAAGUAUUUCUAAGAUGUAAACAUUGUUAUUGAAGUAAAAUGUUUUCCAUUUAUUGUCAAUGACGGAGCUUUAAUUUAACUUGAAAAAAAGUGGGGGAAUUUAUUUUUAAGCUUGUGACUUUUCUGAUGUAAGUAUCCAAACAAAUAAUUGUAUGUAGCUGAGGGGAAUUAUGUCCAAUAUGGCGGAUUUAGAACAGAUGUAGGAAAAGGGUUCAAAAAUUAUUUUGUCAUCCUAUCAAACAUUUCACAACCUGUUUUAUGAAAAAAAAAAAAGUUUACAAACGUAUGCUGUUCAUGCUGAAAUAUUUCAUAAUUUCUUUUAUGGUCUAAGUCGAUUCUAGCAGCGAUGCAGAUGGGUCUCAAGGUCACUUAAUUGAGUCUGCUGGAUUGAACAGUCUUGGUCUUUCAGGAAUGAACUAUCAUGCAGCUUUGAAUUGACGUAGAGGGAAAAGAGAACAUUCUCAAGGUUCGAGCUCUACCGUUUGCCUCCAUUGCAGAGAGACCAAUUAAUCAAAUGCAACAAAUGCAGCUGCUGCACCAAAUCCAAGCCCAAAUCAAAAAAUGCACUUGAGGUAGCAAGGGGUUCUCGGGUCUUCUCCAAAUGCAAGCUGCAGAGUAAGGAACUUGUCCACUGUUUAAACCCUGUCUUCCUGUGACCUUUCCCUCACUGCCAGUGUCUAUGUUAACAGUCACAAGCUUGCUGGCAGGUGAGGAGGUAUGCUCUGUUUUUUUAAAAAAUUUAGUGUUCUUUGAAGCUUCGUCAGAUUUU
This is a messenger RNA of Anguilla rostrata (American eel), 3327 nucleotides long. Its product is annotated as zinc finger protein 395-like. The record is from RefSeq and is a predicted model, not a curated record. The coding region runs from base 351 to 1553 and encodes 400 amino acids. Gene Ontology annotation, biological process: regulation of transcription by RNA polymerase II. Gene Ontology annotation, molecular function: DNA-binding transcription factor activity; RNA polymerase II cis-regulatory region sequence-specific DNA binding. The transcript has 10 exons. Gene Ontology annotation, cellular component: nucleus. Lineage: Eukaryota; Metazoa; Chordata; Actinopteri; Anguilliformes; Anguillidae.